Molecule: messenger RNA, 2502 nt
Organism: Octopus bimaculoides (California two-spot octopus)
Lineage: Eukaryota; Metazoa; Mollusca; Cephalopoda; Octopoda; Octopodidae
Product: intermembrane lipid transfer protein VPS13B
Source: RefSeq, a predicted model, not a curated record
UUUCUGAAUUGCUUUUCUCUAUUAUUUCCUCAGCAAAACACUGCAGUCUGUGAUGCCAGUAGCAACUCUAUUGAUGGCUGUUGAUGUUGUACAGUUUGACUUUGCUGGAUUAGGCUCUAAAGUUGUCCUUCUGCUGACCCCCGAACUGCUGUUUGUUUAUGAUUGUGAAGAAGACAUGUCUCUUCAGACAUUUGCCCUUGCUGAGAUAGAGUGUCCUGCUGCCACCAACUUGCGUGGCAAUAGUUCAGCAGCAGCUGGUGCUAUUGCUGCUACUACUAGUAUGGAAGACUUAGAGGAGGACUCUUGUGUCCUUUCCUUUGUAUGGCAAGAUCAGACAAAACAGAUGAGCUUCAAGGAUCAACACCCAAACAAAGACCGAGUGACAGCCUUCCUUGAUAGCACACCAGGUUUCAUUCCUUUGCCAGGACUUAGCAGUGACACUGUUGAUAAUGGAGCUGGUUGUAGUGUUGACAGUGGUGCUGGUGGUACUGUAGUAUGUGAUCAUCAGUCUAGCAGCAUUGCUUCAAGCCCAACACAAUCAACAGCAGCUCCUUAUUUUGAGUUUAGGGUUGAGCCACACUAUAGAGAAACUUUUUUGACUUUAUUUCAGAUGGCAAAGAAUAGGUUAGUUGGACGGGGUUUCCUCUUGUGAUUUUCUCUGGAGAAUGAGAUGCAAAACACUUUAUACAAUAUCAGAAGGACUGAUAAAUUUGAUACUGCACAAUAUAUAUAUAUAUAUUUACUGAAUUGGAUACAUUUAACUCUCUGAUGUUGGUAUUGGUUUUAAUGUGACUGCUUGUGACAUAGGCAGAUAUAACACUCUCUACUUGAAAGGAAACGGUUUCUGUUGUUGUGUGUGUCUUCUAUGAUUGCUCUGUUCUUUCAGUGAUUGGAUACAUCUCUAUAUCCACAUGAAAAUUAAAUGCAGUAUGCGUGGAAAAUGGUCAUCUUCUUUUGAACUUGAUGGAUGGAAAAAGAUAUUUAACAUGGAGUGUGUUUCUGUUAUUUCUGUCUUUCGUUAUCUGUUGAGUACAGUCAACAAACCGUGUUUGUAUGUAUGUGUGUACACAUGCACAUGUAUCUAUAUACACACACUUCCCUUGUGGGAUUAUCUUAUUACUUUGGUCAUAACCAUAGUAACCAUGGUUACUAGUAUUGUUAUUUGAAUUAUUUGUUGAUGUUGUUACUGCUUGAGUGACAUCAGAUCCUAUCCUAUCAACAAGUGUUGUAUAAAUGUUUAUAACAACUGUUAUGUUAGUAGUUGACAGAUGUUAAAGUCGGUUGGACUGACAACUGCUGUACUAACCAAACAUUGAUUGUUACAUUUAUAUUUACUAUUUUUUUGUUUUAAUUUCAAUAUUGUUAUCAACUGUUUAUCUAGUUUAUCCAGAAAUGAUUAAACAUCUGUAAGAGAUGCUCUUUCUCAUCGUGUCACACCUACUUUGACCAGUUGUAGUGAAAUCUGCUACGGGUUAUCAGCAUUUGUUUGUCACAAGUGAUAAACAUCUAUAACAGUUGCUUAUUGUUUAUGGUGUCACUCAAAUACUAUCAACCAACAAGCAGAUCUUUCACAGUUGCUCACUGCCUGUGUCACACUAGUUGUAACCAUCAACCUCCAGAAACGUCCAUUGUGGUUGCUGAAAUUUCUGCAACAGAACCAACUGAGACAGUGAAGUACUAGAAUAAAUACCUUCUUUAGAUCCAACCCUCCAGUUUGUUAGCAGCUCGUGGGUUCAAAUCUUAUUAUGUCUCUGUAGGAUCACUAAAAUAAGUACCAAUAAAAUUACAAGUGUCUUGGUUGUAAUCAUUCUUCUACAAAAAUUGUAUCUCAGUUCGACAGCUAUAACAAGGCUUUAUUUAACACAUAUGUCACAUCUAUUGCAAUUAUAAAAAUGUCAAAAGCUGUGGCAUGUUUUGUAGAAAAUAAUCCUUCUGCUAUAUUUCUCUCCUGUUAACAACUGCCAUGUUUACUGUUUUGUUGUAUUCACUGCAGUAUGAAUAAUCCUUGAUGUGGUUGAUACUAUUUUUUUUUUGUGCAUUUACUGCCAUCUACAAAGAGUAACAACACUUGAGUGUACUUUAGUUUUACAACAACAGUGACACCUGUAACUCACCUUAUUCAUUCGUGCUCUUCCCUCCAACCCCUAUCCAGAUUCUUACUGACCAGGAUUUAUGGUGGUGGGUGGCUCAAGUUUUCCUAAACUUUUUUUUUAUCUAAAUAUUUUUAUUUAAUAAAACAUAAACAUUUAAAAUAGUCAUGUGGAAAGGAUGUAUCAUAAUUUAAAACAAAAAUUUUAUGAUGAAUCUGAGUAUUAAAAAGUUAUUAACACAUUCAUUAUUUUUUCUUCUUACAUAUCACAUCUGGUCAAUUUUUACUAGUCCUGAUCCUUAAACAUAAAUUUGCUCCCUCCACUUCAAGUCCAGUUUGCUCAUCAGCAUUGUAUAGAUAAUCUUCUAAUAUCAAGAAUAAAAUUACAGCUAAUUUCCUUACACUCACAAUAA